Exaiptasia diaphana is the source of this 3662-nucleotide messenger RNA. Its product is annotated as sentrin-specific protease 7. The record is from RefSeq and is a predicted model, not a curated record. Gene Ontology annotation, molecular function: SUMO-specific endopeptidase activity. NCBI's taxonomy places the organism in Eukaryota, Metazoa, Cnidaria, Anthozoa, Actiniaria, Aiptasiidae. Gene Ontology annotation, biological process: protein desumoylation. Gene Ontology annotation, cellular component: nucleus; cytoplasm. Bases 111 to 2957 code for a protein of 948 amino acids. The transcript is spliced from 26 exons.
GAACAUCGAAGAAUAUUUUUAYGAAACGUUGUUAAAAAUCGACUUGURCGUAGAUUUGAAUUUAUAAAUAUGCGUGAUUGGAUGCCUUAAACUUUUURGUUUMUCURAAGAUGCUCUCAAAGCUGGAUAAAGCUGAAAAGAACCCAAAUGAAGGUUGGAAAGGUCGAUUGAGUUUAGUAAGYUACAGCAGCGAUGAAGAGGACGAAAUUUCUAAGUCGGACUCGCAAGAGGAUGAAGUUUUAUUAUUGGAUACUGGCAGUGAUGAUAAAAAGCACUUAAAGUCUAAUGAUAAUAAAAAUCCACUGGAUUACAGAAAAACCAACUCCUACAAAAUCCCAAAAAAAUCCGUACCAAAAGCUACUACCUUAUCAAAUGGCACAACAACCAGCUCACCAUCAAGUCCAAUGAGCAGCAGUUAUAAUGUAAAGAAAAUGGGCUUUGAAUCUACUUUUUCUCCAACAAAACAUGACUUCAAAUCUCACAGAACCACAAAAAGAAAUAAUAUCAGAAGUAUGUUGUUGCGGCAGUGGAAUUCAGCUAGUCUUAGUCAAAAAGUAUAUAACAAGUCUUCAACACCCAAGCCAAAUUUAAAUAAUUCAAGRUGYAGGAAACAAGAAMGACCRUUUGAAGCUGAUAUUGACAUGAUUAGUGGAGCAAAAUCAYCAAAUGAAAGAAAGUCUCACCAGCAAAAUGAAGAUGAAAAACAUAAUUCACACACAACUAAUGCAUGUACUAGUAGUGGAAGACUAAAGGGGAAUGAUUAUUUCAUAAAAUCAAAUGACAAAGACAUUUUAAGUGCAAUCUCCUUGAGUGAAAGUGAAGAAGAAACCAAAGAUCAACCUGUAGUAUCCAAGGAAACAUUAAAAUCAGUUAGUCAUGAGAACUGUCAAUCAAAUUUAAGCAGUGAUUCACAAGAAGAAGAAAGUGAAAGUGACUCCUCCAGAAGGCACACCUAUCCUUCUUCAAGCACAGUUAAUUCUUGUAAUGAUAACAAUGAAGGAACAACUACUGGUUGUAAUCAUUCAAUUGAGGUAUCGAGAAGGCAUUCAUUCCCAUCAUCUAGUGCAACACCUCGCCCUCCUAUUCAUAAUAUCAAUGAAAAUAACAUUGAAGAUGGCAGUUCAAAUAAGAAGUCUUUUUAUGGGAAUCUGUUGUCCAAUUUUUAUCCAUUCAACAAUAAGACAUCGACAGAGAACAAGACGUUACCAAGCCAGAACGAUAAUGAGAAGAAAAGAAAGUUAACGUGUGGUGAUGAGGAAAGUAAUUUUAAGGAACCCUCGCAGAAGAAAAAGUACCAAAAAAAGUAUUCUAAGACAAGACGAAAGAUAGCACCACCAUCACCAGCCAAAGUUGAAAUAAUAUCAAGUGAUGAAGAAGAGGAAAAAGAAGUAACUAAAAAGCCUGAGGAUCAAUCAUCACCUUCUACUACACUAAAAUCCACACAAGACAUGAAUCCAAACCAAGAGAACAACACAGCAAAGCCUAAAUCAAAAACUGCAAAUGGAGCUUCAUUUGACAGGGACGGUUAUAGAGCAGAGAUCAUUCUUGGACCUAAGAUCUUAUUGGGAAGUUUGGAAGUGGCAGCCAAAGGGACUUUAGAGAUAAGCUUUGAUCAGCUAAAAUGGAAAAUGGAACACAAUGACAAGACAGUGACUAUCCUUGUACAACCUAAUGAGUUCACAGCCCUAAAGAUCCAUGUUGAUGCAGAUCCUAAGAUCAUUGUUCUAGAGGUCACCCAGUGUCUGGCUUUAAGACUAAGAGAAAGAUUCCCAGGCAAUGGAAAGUUUCUUGAUCCAGGAAGUCCAGUUACUGGAGAAAAAGACAUUAUUCUGGAAAUUGAUGACAAUCCAACACAAGAAUCCAUUGCAGAUCUUUCAGAGUGGGUCUCAGACACUCAUGGUAAAGAGUUUGAAGAGCUGAGUCUCGAAGAAGCUCAAAAGUUAAUUGUACGACAUACUUCCCUACCUGGURCCAAACCUCGUACUUAUAACACAAGAUCAACAACUACAUCGAGCAGAACAACAAAUUCAAAUGUUUCACCUACAAAGAUGAUUAUCUACCCCCCUCCCCCWCAGCAUGGCAGUAUAACAGUGACAACUGCUGACCUUGAAUGUCUGGCUCAAGGAGAGUUUUUGAAUGAUGUUAUCAUUGACUUUUACCUCAAGUACAUUUAUCAUGACAUCCUGACAGAGAAAGAMCGAGAAAGAACACACAUAUUUAGUUCAUAUUUUUAUAAACGGCUUACACAAAAAUCAACCAAUGACACRGAAGGUGGCUUAUURAGUUCUGUAGAUCGUAUGCGCAAAAUGCAUGACAGAGUAAAGAAAUGGACCAGAAAUGUGGAUUUAUUUGCCAAAGACUUCAUAGUUGUACCAAUAAAUGAGAGUUCCCACUGGUUUCUUGCAAUUAUCUGCUUUCCUCACCUUGAUGRACCCAUUGAAGAGGAAGAAAUCUUAUCAGAAUCAAAUGAUGCAGAUGAAGUGGACGUAGAAGACACUGACGACUCUGAUUUUGUGUCAACAACAAGUACAAGUAAAAAGAACAGUGCAAAUUUGCCUGUUCUGAAAUCAAACCCAUGUAUUUUAAUAUUUGAUUCGCUUGGUGGAUCAGGAAGAGCAAGAGUUACUUUAAACCUUAGAGGAUAUUUAACAUGUGAAUGGAAGAACAAAAGACCAAAUAAACCAGAGAAAGAGUUCAGUAAARAAAGCAUUAAAGGCACAUUUCCCAAGGUACCUCAUCAAGACAACCAUUGUGACUGUGGUGUUUUUGUACUAGAGUAUGUAGAAAGCUUCUUCAAGGACCCGAUAAAAAACUACCGAGCACCCAUAGAUAAAUCAAAGUGGUUCACGCAGCAGAAAGUCUAUUCAAAACGACAAGAAAUUAAGAAUCUGAUAUACAAAUUAAAGAAUAGAGCAAGUGAUGAAGAGCCAUCUUGUACUGAAGACAAAAGUGACUGAUAAAGACGUCUCGUUAUUGAGACAGCUUUGGUCCAGCACUUCACCCACAUACAGCGUCUAGUAACCACAGUAAAGAAUUGAAAAGUAAGUCAUAGAUUAUGGAUCAUAGAACAACAUACCGUCAUGCAUCGCAGUCGUGGGGUGGUUAUACUUUAUGUGUAAAACCAUACUGCAAUUGAGUCUGAAAAACAGUCAAUUCGCGGCGAUUCUUUAUCCUUGUAAAAWCCACUUCCAUCGUGUCGAUUUAGGACACUGUAUCUUAUAGUAUUUCGAUUCAGAAAUAAAAUAAAAGUAACUUCAAUGUUCAAAAAUAAACAGAAGGCUAAUGUCUACAAAGAUUGAUAAGUGUUUAUCCUGGGUUAAUUCCUAAAGAAUCUUUGAAUUUAACCCUGGAUUAACACUAAUCCUGCUUUGAAAAACUUUGCUUUCAAUCGAAUAAACCCUGGUUUGCACAAGUGACGCAGAUUCCAGUCUAUACACAAAUGCAGACGCAAGAGUGAAACAUUUUUCAUUUUCUUGCGCUAAUUUUUGUAUUUUUAAUUGUGUGAACUUGUGCGUCUGUUUUGCGUGUGUUUGUGUCGCUCUUGCGUCGACAUGUGAAUUGAUGCAUGUAGCAAUCUAUKAUUUCCUUUCUUGUAUUUGUUUCGCAAUCUCGCCUAGGUCUCUUUAGUCUCCUCGCAGCCGUGUUUAGUUUCGGUCACGCGU